UUACGGCGGACAAGAGCGACCCUUUGCCUGCUAUGCGUCGGCACUUGCCCAGCGCCCGGAUGGUAAAACAACAAACCUCGAGCACCUGACGGCACCGUCGAACCAGUCUGCCGGAGGAACUCUACAGGGUCGUCUAACCGAGCCGCAGUGGGUACGCCACCACGGAUCGACACAAAAAAGCAAAAACAGUGACGAGCUGCAGGCGAGCUGUUGGGCGAUUGCGUGAAACGGUCAGUGCCAGGUACCCGCUAUAACGGGGGGGGGGAGGGAGACGGUUUUCACAGCAGCGGAGGGGGCGUGGCCUCUGGGCCGCUCUUCACACACAACAAUGGCCAUGAAAGCUCUGGUGCUGGCCUCUGCCGUUAGUGCAGCAGCAGCAGCAGCACCAGCAGCCGACGCAUCAUCAGCGGCGGUCAACUUGAGGCCGGAGUCUGAGCUAACGGGCAACUGCUUCGAUUUCCCCAGCAACAACUUCGACAGACAAAGAUCCAUGAUUGGGAUGUACGGGCAGUCCCCCAAGCUUCUCCUCGAGACCGGGAGCGGCGCGAUCGACUUCACCUCGCACGACUACCCCGCGGGGGAGCCGUGGAAUCUGCGCGAGCACCUGGAGGGGGUCGGCGGCGACGCGGGGAAGCCGGUGGUGCUGAUCUGGGGAAUGUUCACGUGCCCGGCAUUUCAGGGGAUGGGCGACCAGCCCCCGAGCCCUCCAUGGGACAAGUGCGGGUACAGAGACGAGUACGACUUGGUGGAGACGUACAAGGACCGCGUGACCUUCGUGCACUUGUACGGGCCAGAGCCGCACCCGACCGCACCGGCCACCAACUUCGACCACGGUGUGGUGGUGAACAGCUACUGGAGCACGGUGCCUCAGCCCAAGUCCUACGAGCAGCGGUUGGCCAUGGUGGACAGGGUCAAGGACCUGGUGCACCCGGAACAGGCGAUCAUUCCGGACUACAUGCCAGGGAACCCCUACAGCGACCUGAUCAACCCGCUCUGGUGCUCCUACGGUAUCGGGGCCAGGCCGGCUACGGCGAUCGCCCAGGACGGCACGAUAUUCUACCAGCAGGAGUGGCUGCACACGGGUGACCUGGCGAACGAGCUUGACGUGUUCCUGGAGGGCAGGGGCGACCCCGAUGCCGCCGCCGCGUUGGGGGGAAAAGUGGGGGCGGGGGCGCUGCAAGAUCAAUACGGCUCGUUGGAUUCUGCGAGUCGAUCUUCGGUUCUUCCUGCCCAGGUGUUGAGAAAAGGACGUGACGCGGCACCACCGUGAUUUGUCGAAGAGGAUAAAAUAUGUUUUUUCGUGAACUUUUUUUGCUUCUCGACUUCUUGCUGCUGGGUCGCUUGAUCCUCUUGUGGUGGACUUUUUUCACGGCCACCACACGAUGAAAUAUGUUUUCUGCCCUCGAAAGUGUUUCGCGUGGAUCGGAAACGACCCAGAUCAAGGAAUUCAGUUGGACCGACUUCCGCGUUGUCGUGUUACGGUAGGGCACAGCAAUGAGGCCGGACUCUUCCGUUCUUUUUUUUUUUUUUUUGUGCCGUGUCCACAGCUGCCGGUCGGUGUGGCGGGAGUAGUAUAGCAGCAUGCCCGCGCGGGUGAUGGGUAUCGUGAGAGGUACGCAGCCCCCCCUGGGUGUUGAAGAGAUCGGUCCCCCGGCAGGACGAUGGAAAAAAAAAAAAAAGACGACGGUACGCUGCUAAAUAGCCGUGCAGCUUGACGGUUUUUGCUUAUUUUGUUUUUGAGGCGGAAGCUGCCAUCGGACGCAAAAUCAAACGUGUUGUGGUGGUAUCGACGCUAUGGCAGCGUCAUACAUGGACGAAGACCGAACGGAGGUGGUGGUUCUUGUGAGCGCCGCCGGUGGGAGCAACGUGGGAUGGAUGGCGGCAAACCUGGACUGUUCGAGCAUUUUUGCCUUUGUUGUGUGGGAAGUGCUGCUGUAGGAGAUUCAGUGUACCGUUAUCCAUCUCCCUUCGCGAAACGAAAGUCCAGGAUGAAAUGUGUUGUGGAAAUCAUAUGCGUUUGCCUUUGUACUGCUCUUCUCUUGUGAACCUCGCGCGACAUGGUACAGAGGUAGAUAGCAUUGGCCAGUACCAUUUGCAUGGAGGCGUGCGGGAUAGGGGGGUGGGCAUGCAAGAUGUUUUGUUUCGCGUCGUGUGUCGCGCGACUAGUUCCUGCUCUAGUCUGGAUGUGGUGCCCGACGCCAGAAACGGCUCGCACCGCGAGCUUCGUCUCUCGUCCUGAUUGUCUCCCAGCUAAGACAAGCCUGUUGCCCCUGCUGUUAACGUGGGGGCGUAGUGGAGUCUCGUUGUCUUCAAUAUUGUCUGUCGUUGUGCGAUGUAUGUACUUGUUUGCGAUAUCGUCAGCUAGGUAAAAGGCACCGAGGAGCCUUGUGCGGGGAGGGGAGGCCGAGGGGGCGACUUGCACAGUUUUUUCUAGAACCCUGAUUUUUGAGUUUUGAUCCUGUUCGUGCAUGUAGCAGGUGCUACCGAACAUUCCUCGAUGGUUAAGACACCGACACCUAACAGCAUCGAUUUCUUUUUUGUUGCGCCACACCACUUGGGGCGGGAAAUGGAAUGGAAACAUGCUGUGGCAACAAGAGAAGAGAUGAAAGUAAGUUUGCCACGAAAAGCACGUGAAGUGAUAACCGCAGCAAAC
This is a messenger RNA of Ectocarpus sp. CCAP 1310/34, 2653 nucleotides long. The record is from the annotation of a GenBank genome assembly. NCBI's taxonomy places the organism in Eukaryota, Phaeophyceae, Ectocarpales, Ectocarpaceae.